CAAGUUGUAUUUUCAUCAACGCGCCAGAUUGUGCGCCGCCUCAGGUGCUCGACAUCUCCGAUUUUAAGAGCUCGACGCCGCCGGGCGCUGUGCUCGCUCUGACGCAGCUCCGUUUAUAUUUACGUACCCAACAUCUAUAGCGCUAGCCCCAGCACCUAUGCAUCACGUGCCCGCUCACUGACGCAACCCGGUACGCGGCACCUGGCUCCGCAUCCGUCCUCCCUCGACGUCGGGGCGCACAACGCAGCUCUCGCGUUCCUCGCCGUCCUAUGAACAUCCCCAACGUCCCCGCCAACGAUAACAGCCACUUGAACGCACCGCCCAGCCGCCGCUCGUCGAUCUACUCUACCGCCGCCCCGCGCCGCCCGCUCCGCCGUCCUCCCUCGAUCCGCUCGCUCGGCGCGCCUGGCGGGAAGAGCAGGGCCGCCGCGCCGCCGAGCGUGUCCCUCGUCUUUGCGCAGCCCGAGCUAGGCAAGGGUCUGAAGAGCGCCGUAGACCAUCUGCCGACGAUCGAGCGUACGCCGAGUCAGGAGGGUGUGGAGGAGGAGGAGGAGGCCGAUAUGAAGCGAGGCAGCGACGUCGUGGCGCCGGGCGAGGAGGACGAGGGGAGCAAGAGACUCAAGGUCGCCGACGAUGCGAGCGCUGGGGCGACGACGGGGGAUAUGCAGGUGGACCCGCCAGCUGCUGCUGCGCCCGCACCGGUCGAUGUGCAGGCUACCGAUACUGCCACCGCUGCGGCUGGUGCUGCGCCGACCGAUGCGCCCUCGACGAGCCCUUCGAAAUCCAGCGCCAUCGCGUCCUGGUUCGGAUCUAUAUCACGCUCGAAGAGCAAAGAGCGCGCGCCAAUCGCCGUGGCGCCGACCCCGGCAACAGCAGAACAGCAAACCGCAGCAGAAAGUACAGAAACCGCGGCUAGAGAACGCGCCGCAACGUCGGACACAGUGCCUGCUUCAUCAGAACGCGCAGCAGCAGCAGCAGCACCCGCGCCCGCUGUCGAUCUGUCCGCCUCUCCCGAGACAUCUCCCUCCCCGCCGCGCUGGAUCCCCUCCUCCCGCAAAUCACACGCGCGGAAAAAGUCGUGGCUGAGCAUCACCUCCACCCCGUCCUCCUCCCCCACCCCACACAAUCAGCACCCUCAACAACCCCAAACCCAGACUUCCCCCACCAGAUCCGCGGGCCCGCGCUCGCCGCCCCGUCCCCCGCUCUCCGCCGCGCCCUCCAUCCCGUCCUCCAUCGACGAGGAAGUUCCCGGCCUGCCGUCCUCCCCCACCUCGCCCUCCCAUCUCCGGCCCCCGCCUCCCGCGCCGACGCUGUCCCCCUCCGCGUCGGGGACAUCCACGAUCAACCUGAAUCCGACCGCGUCCCGGUUCACGCUCAGCAUACCGCUUCUAGGUCGGCCGAAGGUCCCCCUCGAGCGCGCCGUCGCGGCGGCGCAGGCGGAGGACGUGCGCACGGCGGCACCAAAGGGGCCGGAGACGCCCGUUGAAGAGCGCGUGGCGCUUGCGCAGGCCGAGGACGUAAGGGAGGGCGACGUCGUGCCGGAACGCCGGCUCGCGGAGGAGGAGAAACGCGGCGUGUCGAAGACUGUGACGAAACCCGUCGGGGGCAACGCGGGUGAGGACGCCCGUCUGUUGCGCAACUGGGUGUACGUGAAGUUGACGCAAGACCCCGACGCAGGUCCGAGUCCGGCUUCGGGUGACGCGUCUGUGGGCCCGGAGACGAUGGUCGUGCCGCCGCCGUCGUCGUCGCAGGAAGCAACGAGCUCGACGUGGUGGGAUUAUGUACCUGGGUUUGGCGGCGCUACCGCUCCCGCUUCCGCGAAGGAGACCGAGCCCGAGCCCGUCCCUACGCCGAAGCCGGAACGUGCACCGGCGCACGAGCACGGGCGAGAAGAUUCGACGUCGACGGUGCGGCCCAAGGCGGCGUCAGUGUUCUCGGGCGAGACGGCGCGCUCGGGCUCGAAUCAGUCGUCGUGGCUGGCGCCGUGGACGUGGUACGGCGCGCCGUCGCCCCUGGGGAGGGGAGAGGUGGAUGCCGGAGGACCGGCGCCCGGAGAGGAGAGGGAGGAGGACGGGACCACGCGCGCGGAAGCUGUCAAAGCGGAGGCGCUUGCGCGGGAGGAACGGGAGAAGGAGGAGGAGCGGGAGAGGGAACGGGAACGGAAUCCGGUUGGGGAGACGAUCGAGCAGCAUCGGAGCGGCUGGGCGUCGCUGUUCAUGAGCAGGGCGUUCACGGGUCGGACGAUCACCGCCGCGGGAGAGGGCAGUGAGGGAGGGGAGAUGGAGGUGAUGGACGUCCCGGACGAGGUCGACCCCGGUCCGACUCCGGGAGAGAAGGCGAAGGGCGAGGAGAGGGUGCGAGAGCGUAAGGAGGCGGAGAAGCGGGAUUCGAACGCGCGCGAGCCGAAGAAGAAGAAGGGCACCACCGUGCCGCCACUGACCGACUCGACCUCGGUAAAGGACCGGACGGCGCGCCGCGCGGCGUCGCCAUCGCCGUCCCCGUCGAAGAGGAGCAAUAAGAGCGGGAGCUCGACGCCGACGGGCCCGAGGUCGGGCGUGCCGAACCUUGUGCUGCCGACGUGGGCGGAUACGUUCCAUAAGCCGCCGAGGUCGGACGUGCCGGUCCGAAAGGGGAGAAGCGGAGUGGUGGGUAAGGGAUUGAGGUAUUUGGGAGAGGCGCUGCAGGCCUAUGCGGAGGGCGAGGACGGAGGGAGGGGUGGUAGGGAGAGGGGGAAGGGGAAGAGCAAGGAGGAGGAGUUUGGGAGGGCGCUGCCGAAGGCGUGGGACGUGGUGGAGGGCGCGAGGGGGACGCAGAAGGGGAAGGCGGCGGCGGCUGUGGAGGGGGACGUGCUGAGGGGAGCGAGGAGGGUUGUUGUGUUAGGCAUCCACGGCUGGUUUUACGGAGGGAUGAUGCGGACCGUCCUCGGCGAGCCGACGGGAACGAGCACAAAGCUGGCGAACAUGAUGUGCCAGGCGGUCGAGGAAUUUGAGGCCAAGCACGGCGUCAAGUUCGAGAAGGUGACCAAGAUACCGCUCGAGGGCGAAGGCAAGAUCGAGAUCCGGGUCGAGAAGCUGUACAAAGCGCUGACGGAGAACGAGGAGUGGAUGGCGGACCUGCGCGCCGCGGACGUGGUGUUCGUCGCCACCCAUUCCCAGGGCUCGGUCGUCUCCACGCACAUCCUCGAUCGCCUCAUCCGAGACGGACACAUCCGCACCGCGCGCAGUGUCGCGGCGGAUCGGCUAGCAGCGGCGGGCCAGAGCAUCGCGGCGGGGCUCGCGCCCGGUGCCACUGGACUCGAGUCGAAGCCGCAGAGGGUGUGCUGCCUUGCGCUGUGCGGGAUCCACCUCGGCCCGCUGAGGUACCUGAGCGGGAGCUCGUUCACAAAGCCGUAUAUCCAGUAUUUCGAGAACGCGGCGGCCAUGGAGUUGUUCGAGUUCCAGAACACGGAGAGCGAAGUUUCCAAGAGCUACGUCAAUGCUUUGCGCAACGUGCUGGAUCAUGAGACCAAGAUGCUUUACGUUGCUUCGCUUGACGAUCAGGUCGUGCCGGUCUAUUCUGGACUCUUCACUGCCGCAUCGCAUCCACUCAUUUUACGCGCUAUAUACAUCGACGGAGAUGCUUACUCCUCGUCGGACUUUCUGUCCAACCUCACCGUAUUAUUGAUCCGCAUAUUGAACGCCGGCCUGUCGGACAGCCGGCUUCUAGUCCAUCUUUCCGAGGCCACGGCUGGCUCGUUGAGCGGCGUGGGGCACUCCUCGGCAUACGAGGAAUUGGCUACGUUCACGCUGGCCGUAAACUACCUCUUCCUCACCGACAAUGGUCAGACCCAACAUGCCAAACUAGACCUAGAGCACUUCAACGCAAGCACGGAGCAAAACGACUACGAGGCGCGUUCACGUUCAUACGCUGCGCUCUUUUCUAUACCCUGGGCUCUUAGAGACCUCAUCGCGGACGAGCGCGUCGCGCAAUACUUUUCGCGCGAGUUUGCGCAGCUUCGGGACGCGUUCGACGACUGGCGGCCGAAGACGACGAUCCUUCGGGACAUCAAGCGCAAGCUGCAGCCGAUACAACGGCUGUCGACGUUGAGCGUUUCCCCGCCGUCGCCUACGCCGUCCAGCAAGCUGUGAUACACACGCAACCGUCUUUUAUCGACACAAUUUCCUUCUGCUCCUGCAACCAUACGAAACUCAGACGGACUCUCAAUAGCCUCGGUGUACGGUUUAUAUCAUCACAUUUCAUGGCCAACACUCGUCUUUUACACUUUAUUCACCGCGAGAUUACUCUACGAUUUGCUGGAGGCUAGUGCAAUACCUGUAACAUCACACCGCAUCCGACUUUGUACACAAAUGUAGAUUUAGC
Punctularia strigosozonata HHB-11173 SS5 is the source of this 4359-nucleotide messenger RNA. RefSeq lists its product as uncharacterized. The transcript is spliced from 11 exons. Lineage: Eukaryota; Fungi; Basidiomycota; Agaricomycetes; Corticiales; Punctulariaceae. The record is from RefSeq and is a predicted model, not a curated record. The coding region runs from base 270 to 4127 and encodes 1285 amino acids.